Alnus glutinosa is the source of this 1993-nucleotide messenger RNA. RefSeq names its product UDP-glucose 6-dehydrogenase 1. Gene Ontology annotation, cellular component: nucleus; cytosol. The transcript has 2 exons. The record is from RefSeq and is a predicted model, not a curated record. Gene Ontology annotation, molecular function: UDP-glucose 6-dehydrogenase activity; NAD binding. NCBI's taxonomy places the organism in Eukaryota, Viridiplantae, Streptophyta, Magnoliopsida, Fagales, Betulaceae. Bases 180 to 1622 code for a protein of 480 amino acids. Gene Ontology annotation, biological process: glycosaminoglycan biosynthetic process.
CCUCAACUGCAAGCACCCUGGACUGGGCAGUCCUUUUUGGCAAACCCAGGGGUAGUCUCGGACAAGCGUUGCGUAUAUAAAUGGUCGUCCCCGCUCUUCUUCGUUCAUAGAAAUUACCAGAAUCUGAGAAAGCCAGAGGACCUGAGCCCAAUUGACAGGUUUUAAAGUAGAAAAUAAAAAUGGUGAAGAUCUGCUGCAUUGGUGCUGGAUAUGUUGGGGGCCCAACAAUGGCCAUAAUUGCACUUAAGUGCCCAUCUGUUGAAGUGGCUGUUGUGGACAUCUCUGUUUCUCGGAUCACAGCCUGGAACAGCGACCAGCUCCCCAUCUAUGAGCCAGGCCUUGAUGGUGUUGUGAAGCAAUGCCGAGGCAAGAACCUUUUCUUCAGCACCGAUGUUGAGAAACAUGUCUCAGAGGCUGAUAUAGUGUUUGUCUCUGUCAACACCCCAACUAAAACUCGGGGUCUUGGGGCAGGGAAGGCUGCAGAUCUGACAUAUUGGGAGAGUGCAGCUCGCAUGAUUGCUGAUGUUUCAAAGUCUAACAAAAUUGUAGUUGAGAAAUCAACAGUCCCAGUCAAAACCGCUGAGGCAAUUGAAAAAAUUCUGACCCACAACAGCAAGGGAAUCCAAUUCCAAAUUCUUUCGAACCCAGAAUUCCUUGCUGAGGGCACUGCAAUUGAAGAUCUUCUUAAGCCAGACAGAGUCCUCAUUGGAGGCCGGGAGACCCCCGAAGGCCAGAAGGCCAUCCAAGCAUUGAAGGAUAUUUAUUCUCAGUGGGUCCCUGAAGAUCGUAUACUAACCACCAAUCUCUGGUCUGCAGAGCUCUCAAAGCUUGCUGCCAAUGCCUUCUUGGCCCAGAGAAUAUCGUCUGUUAAUGCCAUGUCAGCUCUCUGUGAGGCUACUGGGGCAAAUGUAACACAGGUAUCUUAUGCUGUUGGUACGGACUCGAGGAUUGGUCCCAAGUUCCUCAAUUCUAGUGUUGGUUUUGGUGGAUCCUGCUUCCAGAAGGAUAUUUUGAAUCUGAUUUACAUCUGCGAGUGCAAUGGCCUUCCUGAGGUGGCAGAGUACUGGAAACAAGUCAUCAAGAUCAAUGAUUACCAGAAGAACCGCUUUGUGAACCGUGUUGUUUCCUCUAUGUUCAACACGGUCUCAAAUAAGAAGAUUGCAGUCCUGGGGUUUGCUUUCAAGAAAGAUACUGGUGACACAAGGGAGACCCCAGCCAUUGAUGUGUGCAAGGGGCUUUUGGGUGACAAGGCCCGGCUGAGCAUAUAUGACCCGCAGGUCACUGAAGACCAGAUCCAAAGGGACCUCACCAUGGACAAGUUUACUUGGGACCAUCCCAUUCACCUGCAGCCAAUGAGCCCCACCACUGUGAAGCAAGUGAGCGUGGUUUGGGAUGCGUAUGACGCAACAAAGGAUGCCCAUGGUGUUUGCAUUUUGACUGAGUGGGAUGAGUUUAAGACUCUUGAUUACAAGAGGAUUUAUGAUAACAUGCAGAAACCAGCUUUUGUAUUCGAUGGCAGGAACGUUGCUGAUGUAGAGAAGCUGCGUGAGAUUGGUUUUAUUGUGUACUCAAUUGGUAAGCCCCUGGAUCCAUGGCUCAAGGACUUGCCCUCUGUGGCAUAGAAGAGAUGCACUGAUCGAGUGGCCGGUGUUGCGGGUCAAGGAAUCAUAGUUGGAGGCAAUCAGUUGGAUUCUUUACAUAACUUUUUUUAAAGAAAAAACGAUUUUCGCUGCUUCUUACUUUCCCAUCAUAGUCAGCUAUUUGGUAUAAGUCUGGUGAAAGUAAGAGGCUCUAUGUUUUGCCCUACAUUGUAUUCUGAGUUAUUACUGUCUGUCUGUUACUUGUUUGCUAGAAGACUUUACUGGUCUUUGUUUGGUUUAAUCUUCUAUCAUUAUUAGAAUGUUAAAAAAAUUUCCAAAGCACUUGUAUCAAAUUCUUAUCAAGAGUUUUACCUUAAUAAUAAUAAUACAUAUACUGUUGGGUUUGGCCUGAA